Molecule: messenger RNA, 1055 nt
Organism: Indicator indicator
Lineage: Eukaryota; Metazoa; Chordata; Aves; Piciformes; Indicatoridae
Gene: BRMS1L
Product: BRMS1 like transcriptional repressor
Exons: 10
Coding region: 24-995 (323 amino acids)
Biological process (GO): negative regulation of transcription by RNA polymerase II
Cellular component (GO): Sin3-type complex
Molecular function (GO): histone deacetylase binding
Source: RefSeq, a predicted model, not a curated record
GCUCGGCGGCAGCGGCGGGGACGAUGCCGGUCCAUUCUAGGGAGAAAAAGGAGAACAACCAUGACGAGAUGGAGGUCGACUAUGGGGAGAAUGAGGGCAGCAGCUCCGAGGAGGAGGAGACCGAGAGCUCAUCUGUGUCCGAAGAAGGGGACAGCUCAGAAAUGGAUGAUGAGGACUGUGAAAGAAGACGAAUGGAGUGUUUAGAUGAGAUGUCCAAUCUUGAAAAGCAAUUUACAGACCUGAAAGAUCAACUUUACAAAGAAAGAUUAAGCCAAGUGGAUGCAAAACUACAAGAGGUCAUAGCUGGGAAGGCGCCUGAAUAUUUAGAACCGUUGGCAGCUUUACAAGAAAAUAUGCAAAUCCGAACCAAGGUGGCAGGUAUCUACAGAGAGCUUUGUCUGGAAUCUGUGAAGAACAAGUAUGAAUGUGAAAUCCAAGCCUCUCGACAGCACUGUGAGAGUGAAAAACUUCUGUUGUAUGAUACUGUGCAAAGUGAACUAGAAGAGAAGAUUAGAAGACUUGAAGAAGACAGGCAUAGCAUUGACAUUACCUCAGAAUUAUGGAAUGAUGAGCUGCAGUCCAGGAAGAAAAGGAAGGAUCCGUUUAGUCCAGAUAAGAAGAAACCUGUUGUUGUAUCAGGCCCCUAUAUAGUUUAUAUGUUACAAGACCUUGAUAUACUUGAAGACUGGACAACAAUAAGGAAGGCAAUGGCUACGCUGGGGCCACACAGAGUAAAGCCGGAACCACCUGUCAAACUAGAAAAGCAUCUACACAGUGCUAGAUCUGAAGAAGGAAGACUUUAUUAUGAUGGAGAGUGGUAUGGACGUGGACAGACAAUAUGCAUUGAUAAGAAAGAUGAAUGUCCUACAAGUGCCAUAAUUACAACAAUUAACCAUGAUGAAGUUUGGUUUAAAAGACCAGAUGGAAGCAAGUCCAAGCUGUAUAUUUCUCAGCUACAGAAAGGAAAAUAUUCAAUAAAGCAUAACCACAACUGACCGUUGCUAACCAAAUGUGAAACAAGUGGUAUUGCCGUGCUUGAUGUGCCAUGGGGUGAA